Dioscorea cayenensis subsp. rotundata (Guinea yam) is the source of this 1217-nucleotide messenger RNA. Its product is annotated as RING-H2 finger protein ATL74-like. The record is from RefSeq and is a predicted model, not a curated record. The coding region runs from base 225 to 860 and encodes 211 amino acids. NCBI's taxonomy places the organism in Eukaryota, Viridiplantae, Streptophyta, Magnoliopsida, Dioscoreales, Dioscoreaceae. The transcript has 3 exons. Gene Ontology annotation, molecular function: transferase activity. Gene Ontology annotation, biological process: protein ubiquitination.
AUGUUUAGUUUAGCUAACAUACAAUCAGAGCAAGAAUGAUUAGGUGGGAUCUACCCCCUUUUGUUUCCCUUCCCUUUUCUUUUGUCCCUUGAACCCAAAAACUCAUAUCCAUUAAUAAUAAAACCUAAAAAACAAAAGAAAAAACAUCAUAAACUUCCUCCUAUUUCCUCUUUUUUCAUGCUUCCUUCAACCCAAAAAGUACCUCUUACUCUUACCACCUCCAAAUGAUUCCGUUCAUCACCGGUGACAUGCUCCGGCAAGACGACUUCCCAGGCACAGAACAAAUGCGGCGACUGCUACUCGGCAAGGCGGCAGAAACACCGGCAGCAUCCAUAAACGGGAACAGAACACAUGACGGCGCCGGCGUCGGCGGCAACGACGCCAACUUCGACACGAACAUGGUCAUCAUCUUAGCAGCGCUGUUGUGCGCGCUGAUAUGCGCUCUGGGGCUCAACUCCAUCGUGCGUUGCGCGCUAAGGUGUGGCCGGAGAAUAGCGUUUGAGACGCCGGAGGAGACUGCAGCGAGGUUGGCUGGAACUGGACUUAAGAAGAGAGCAUUGAGACAGAUUCCGGUGGCCGUGUAUGGACCGGAGGCCGGAAUACUGGCCACUGAUUGUCCUAUUUGUCUCGGAGAGUUCGCCGACGGUGAGAAGGUGAGAGUGUUGCCAAAGUGUAACCAUGGAUUUCAUGUGCGUUGCAUUGAUACUUGGCUUAGUUCGCACUCUUCUUGUCCGACUUGCCGCCAUUCGCUGCUUGAUCGGACGGCGGUGGAGGGGCCGCCGGAGACUGGUGGGGAUGCGCCGGUUCCGGUGACUUCGCCGGAGGAUUAUGUGGUGGUAGAUGUUAGGAGCAGCAGCUGACCUUGCAUGGAUCAUUUGGAAGAAUUGGUUGAGAAAUUUUGGGGAAUGUGGUCCAAAAUUGCAAAGCAAGGACAUGAAGAUGCCUUAAAUUGUGCAACCAGAUGAGUAGACAUUAGACAAGAUGGGGGGCCAUGAACAUACAUACGGUUCUUCUCAAAUUUGUUUUUUCAAUCAAUGCAAAUGUCUGAUUGGCCAUGCUCUGAAUUGAAAAGACCAAGAAGCACUCAAGUCUAUGGGGUCUUUUCAACUUAUCUGCUUUAUGUGAUGCUCUCUACUACCAACCUACAACCGAAUCACUCUGCUAUUACCAAUCUCCAUCUAGUUUUUAAAAUGUAUGAUUUCUUUUAUUGGGUUUCA